This is a messenger RNA of Sphenostylis stenocarpa, 348 nucleotides long. Lineage: Eukaryota; Viridiplantae; Streptophyta; Magnoliopsida; Fabales; Fabaceae. The record is from the annotation of a GenBank genome assembly.
AUGAGAAUGAUGGGAAGCAGAGUGUUUGCAAUAAUGGUGGUGGUUGCUGGGAUGUUAUUGCUGGGGAACCUGCCAGAGGCUUCAGCAGAAUGCGGAGUUAAUUUCAGUGUGCUUUAUGCGGAGUGUAGGAACUCCUUCCAAGAUGAUGGGCCACCGCCAUCGACCCAGUGCUGCGAUCAAUUGCGAAAAGUAGACCAGGAGUGCGCCAGAGCUUAUGUUGAUGGUAGGCCUGGCAUUGAACAACGGAGCGGAAUCGACUUCGACCGAGCUGUCGCUGUCACUAGGGCUUGUGGAAUCAACAUUCCUCCUUAUCCUGCACCCGCGCCUUCUCCUCAGUCCGGGGACUGA